Molecule: messenger RNA, 2423 nt
Organism: Spea bombifrons (plains spadefoot toad)
Lineage: Eukaryota; Metazoa; Chordata; Amphibia; Anura; Pelobatidae
Gene: MAN1B1
Product: mannosidase alpha class 1B member 1
Exons: 13
Coding region: 146-2092 (648 amino acids)
Biological process (GO): N-glycan processing; carbohydrate metabolic process
Cellular component (GO): endoplasmic reticulum; membrane
Molecular function (GO): calcium ion binding; mannosyl-oligosaccharide 1,2-alpha-mannosidase activity
Source: RefSeq, a predicted model, not a curated record
CGAUUCGCAUGGCGCUUGGCGACUUGUUUACGGUGUGGGUUAGGCCGCAGCCUCGGGCUCUGUUAGCCGCUCCGCCCCUUCCUCGCUCCUCCUUCGUACGGCUGGCUUGUUAUGGGGAACGGCUGACAGGGUGCCGGCCGGAGCCAUGUACUCCCCGCAGCGCCGGGACUUUAUGUCCGUGACGCUCAUCCAGGCGGAAGGGGGAGGCGGAUAUAACAACAGCAAGAACUGGAGAAGGAGGUCCUGCUGGCGGAAAUGGAAGCAGCUGUCCAGGUUCCAGCGCGCCGUCAUCCUUUCGCUCUGUGCCCUGCUUGCCGUCGGCGGGUUGGUGUCGUUCUCCAAUCUGGGGGAGCACUGGAGAACCCUGACAAAGCAGCUGGAGGAGCGUUAUGAAGCGGACAUGCCGGGGUUAAACCCUGCCCAUCAAGCUGCGCUACCGGCACCCAAGAGAGCUGAGGACACGGACCAGAAAUUACCGAAGCCGCCGCUUCAGAAACCAAGGAGACCGAAUAAACGGGGUCCUCCCAACUUAAACCCGCAUCCUACGCCCAGCCAAAUAGCUGAAGACAACGAGCAGAGGCCGGAUCAAGUAGAGGUGAACCAGCCUGUCAUCAGCUGGCGAGGAGCUGUCAUAGAACCCGUCCAAGCGUCCGAAGCGCCCCCGAAUAAAGUGCAAGAACAGACUAAGGCAGCCCCUCAAGAUAUCGCAGACCAAAAGGAUCCAGUGCCUGUCAAUGAGCGCCAGGAGGCUGUGAUAGAAGCGUUCCGGCACGCUUGGAAAGGGUACAAAGACUUCGCCUGGGGUCACGAUGAGCUAAAGCCCAUCUCCAAGUCCUUCAACGAGUGGUUUGGUCUGGGGCUCACGCUUAUCGACGCCCUGGACAGCAUGUGGAUUAUGGGCCUAAAAGAUGAGUUUGAAGAAGCCAAAGACUGGGUGGCCACCAAGCUGACCUUCGAUAAAAAUGUUGAUGUCAACCUGUUUGAGAGCACAAUCCGGAUCCUGGGGGGACUUCUAAGCACGUACCACCUGACCAAGGACUCGCUGUUCCUGGACAAAGCUACAGACAUCGGCACCCGCCUGCUUCCAGCGUUCAACACCCCGUCUAAGGUGCCUUUCUCUGAUGUGAACAUCGGCCGAGGUACAGCCCACCCGCCGCGUUGGACGUCCGACAGCACGGUGGCCGAAGUGACCAGCGUCCAGCUGGAGUUCAGGGAGCUGUCUCGCGUCACAGGGGAUGACCGGUACCAGAAAGCGGUUGACCAGGUGACCCAGCACGUGCGCGGCCUCUCGGGGAAACGCGACGGACUGGUGCCCAUGUUCAUCAACACAAACAGUGGGCAGUUCACCCACCUCGGGGUGUUUACUCUUGGAGCCCGAGCCGAUAGCUACUACGAGUAUUUGCUCAAGCAGUGGAUCCAGAGCGGGAAGAAAGAGAACACGUUUUUGGAAGAUUAUAUGCAGGCGAUUGAAGGCGUUAAGAAAAACCUGCUGCGAAAGUCUGAGCCCAGUCAGCUGACGUUUGUCGGGGAGCUGUCUCACGGACACUUUAGUCCCAAGAUGGAUCACUUGGUUUGCUUUCUUCCGGGGACCUUAGCCCUGGGAGCCCACAACGGCAUAACGGCCGAUCACAUGGAAAUCGCCGCUGCCCUGAUGGACACCUGUUACCAGAUGUACAAGCAGAUGGAGACCGGCCUGAGCCCCGAGAUAUCGCACUUCUUUCUACAUGCGCAGAAAGGCUCUAAAGAUAUAGAUGUCAAGCCUGCUGACCGGCACAAUCUCCUACGGCCCGAGACGGUGGAGAGCCUCUUCUAUCUGUACCGGUUCACCGGAGACACAAAGUAUCAGGACUGGGGCUGGGAGAUCCUUCAGAACUUCAACAAGUACACUCGGGUCCCUACCGGUGGCUUCACCUCCAUUAACAACGUGCAGAGUCCAAGCCACCCAGAGCCGAGGGACAAAAUGGAGAGCUUCUUCCUCGGGGAGACCCUCAAGUAUUUAUUCCUGCUCUUCUCAGACGACGUGGACCUCCUUAACUUGGACAAGUACGUCUUCAACACGGAGGCUCACCCGCUCCCUAUCUGGACAUCUUAAUCUUACCCGUCCCGGUGAUGUCGUCCGCCAAAUCCCCUCCCCCCCCACGGGAUCCGAUUCUUUCACAGCUGCUGUUACAAUACUGACAUUUUCAUGAUAUUCCUGUAUUUUUAAUACCAUAACGAGCGAGAAACAUUGUAGCGUCAAACCCAAGCCUCUCCUCUCUGCUCUAAGCGCGUCUCAAUGACUUGGGCGCGAGCGGCUGGUCUGGGACGGAGAGCUCCGGCUUGAAGUAGCCUUUGGGCUCGUAUAGAGCUCUCUCCCGCCCCAUGGAGGACGACGACCAUCAAGUGCAAGAAUUUAACCUCCUUGCUCCUGAGAUCGGCCUGCU